AUGAAGUCUAUCGGUAUCUUAACAUCAGGUGGUGAUAGUGCAGGUCUCAAUGCAAUUGUCAGAUCAGCUACACGCUAUGGCAUCGAGAAAGGUCUUAAGGUCUACGGCAUCAACAGAGGUUACCUCGGUUUAGUUGAUGGAAAGAUUUUCGAACUUAACUCCAGAAGUGUCUCAGGAAAACUCGGCCUUGGUGGUACAUUCAUUGGUACAGCUCGUCUUCCAUCAUGGAAGGAACCAAAGGUCAGAAGAGAAGCUAUCAGAACAUUAAACAGAUUCUCUAUCGACGGUCUCAUCGUUGUCGGUGGCAAUGGUUCACUCGCUGGUGCUAACCUUCUUCAGAAGGAUGGUUUCCCAGUCAUUGGCCUCCCAGGAUCAAUCGAUGACGAUGUUUAUGGCACUGACGUUUGCAUUGGUGUCGAUACAGCCCUCAACAUCAUCAUUGAGGCUAUCGAGAGAAUUCGUGAUUGCGCUUCUUCCAUUCAACGUGCUUUCGUCGUUGAAGUUAUGGGCCGUGAUUCAGGUGCUCUUGCCCUCAUGGCUGCCGCUGCCGCUGGUGCUGAAGUCUGCCUCGUCCCAGAAGGCAAGAACCCAUCAAUGGAAGAAAUCGCAAAGACAAUUACUCAGGCAUAUACUCGUGGUAAGCCACACGCCAUCAUUGUCGUCGCCGAAGGCUGGAAGCCAGGCACAAAGGCCCUCAUCGACUACCUUAAGUCAAUUGAAGACCAGACAGGCUUCGAUGUCAGAACAACAGUCUUAGGUUACACACAGCGUGGUGGUGCUCCAUCAUAUCGCGACCGUUACUACGGCACAAUCAUGGGUAUGGCCGCUGUCGACGCUCUCCUUGCUGGUGAAUCUGGCAAGAUGGUUGGCAUCAAGGACGAAAAGGUCAACCUUGUCCCAUUCGAGGAUCUCGUUGGAAAGCUUAAGCCACUUAACGAGGAUCUUUACAAAUUAUACAAACAACUCGAACAAUAA
Molecule: messenger RNA, 975 nt
Organism: Trichomonas vaginalis G3
Lineage: Eukaryota; Parabasalia; Trichomonadida; Trichomonadidae
Product: 6-phosphofructokinase protein
Exons: 1
Coding region: 1-975 (324 amino acids)
Biological process (GO): canonical glycolysis; fructose 1,6-bisphosphate metabolic process; fructose 6-phosphate metabolic process
Cellular component (GO): 6-phosphofructokinase complex
Molecular function (GO): 6-phosphofructokinase activity; identical protein binding; monosaccharide binding
Source: RefSeq, a predicted model, not a curated record